AUGGCGUCCAGAGCUUUUUCGCCGCUGAUGCGAUCAAUCGCAAAGACGCCUGUUUUCCCCCGCGUCCGUGGGGCAGCUCCCUUUUCAACAUCCGGCCGACUGCUUAACACGGCAGAAGCUGCCCUCCCCAGAUACAGACCCCUUGGAGCCUUUCGAGCCGGGAUAUUUGGAUUCCUCUUCGGUUCUACUGUUGCCGGCGCAUCCAUCUAUUAUUACAUACUGGAAGAGUACAGACUGUCCAAUGAGACGCUGACAGAGGACAUCUACGCCUUGCAAGCUGCAACACAACGCCUUUCCACCUACGUAGUGGAAUUGGAAGGCAAGCUGGACCAGUUGCAGAAAAAAAAUUCUGGUUAUCCAAUGUCGCAUUCUAUUGAAAUCCUGUCCACUGGCGGCUCCCAUUCCAAUGCGCCCGGAUGGGCUUAUGUUCCAGAUGUCCGCCCCAGCGUCACGCAGCCGGGAAGGACUGGAGGACGAAAACGAGCUGUGCGGGACUCUGGAAUCAGUCAUGGAGACGGUUCAUUAAGGCAACAGAAUGCUAUUCUAAAGCGCCUUGCUGAGUUUGACCGGGACAACCACAGAGACGUCCAUAUCCCGAUUCCAACCAAGCAGAAGGAUACCACCUCGAAAGGUUCACGGAGUAAAACAACCUCCAAUGUUCGUCGUAUUUUGAUGUCUCAAAAGACUUUCAAAAACUAUCUCGAUGACGAAGAAGCUGCAGCAGCCCUCGCUCCACCCACACUACCCCGAACAACCGCUCCGCGAACAGGCAAAACUACAUUAACUACUUCCAAACCUGCGUCGCGAACUUCCGAGUCCCCUCCUCCUGCUCCUCCCGUGGCGUCUGAACCUUCCGCAUCCCCAUUAAUCGUUUCUGAAUACGACAACGAUCCUCUCCUCCGUUCAUACGUUCCCUCCGCACCCUCGGAUCGCAUCUUGCAAGCUCUCCUCUCUGAGCCCCCACUUUCAUACAAUGCAUCUCGCGCGAAAUUUCCUGCUCAUGCGAAUCGCAAGCCUCCACGGCACUUUUGCGGGAUAUGCGGAUAUUGGGGCAAGGUAAAGUGUAUCAAGUGCCGGACAAGGGUGUGCGGCUUGGAUUGUCUACGGGUUCAUGACGACACGACUUGUGAAAAGUUUUAUGCUUGA
Molecule: messenger RNA, 1146 nt
Organism: Uncinocarpus reesii 1704
Lineage: Eukaryota; Fungi; Ascomycota; Eurotiomycetes; Onygenales; Onygenaceae
Exons: 6
Coding region: 1-1146 (381 amino acids)
Biological process (GO): chromatin remodeling
Cellular component (GO): Swr1 complex
Molecular function (GO): nucleosome binding
Source: RefSeq, a predicted model, not a curated record